Messenger RNA from Triticum turgidum subsp. durum (durum wheat), 573 nucleotides. Lineage: Eukaryota; Viridiplantae; Streptophyta; Magnoliopsida; Poales; Poaceae. The record is from the annotation of a GenBank genome assembly.
AUGCAAUUCAUAUACAUAUUACCCGGUUGGGAAGGUUCUGCGCAUGAUGGUCGGGUUCUUAGGGAUGCCAUCUCACGGCCAAAUGGGUUGCGUGUCCCCGAAGGCCAAUAUUAUCUUGUCGAUGCUGGCUACACAAAUGCAAAAGGAUUUUUAGCUCCAUAUCGAGGUCAAAGGUAUCACUUGGGUGGUUGGACACCACAAAAUCCACCUCGUAGCGCAGAAGAGUAUCUCAACAUGCGCCACGCUAGAGCCCGAAAUAUAGUAGAAAGGUGCUUUGGAAGGUUGAAGGGUCGGUGGGGGAUUUUGAGGUCUCCUUCCUUUUUUCCCAUGAAGACCCAAUGUCGAAUCAUCAUGGCAUGUGCACUCUUGCACAAUCUUAUAUUGCAAAAGAUGUCUGUCGACCCACUUGACAUCAACGAGCCAAUAACACAAGAAACAUUAGAAGACAUGGAGGGAGAAUUGGACCAACCAGAAUUCAUCACUUCUAUCUCAACUUCGAAUGAGUGGACAAAUUUUCGGAAUGAACUUGCUCAAGGCAUGUAUAAUAGACAUAGGGCUGCUAGGGCGCAUUGA